AUGAUUAAAACCAGGGUGGUUCGAUGCACAGGCGGCACAGAACCUGUUCUGAUUCGUUUGGAUGUGGAUUCUAAGCUCAGUGAUCAGAUCAAGCUGUCAUUCUUCCACCUGCGUGUGGAUGACAAGCCGGCUCUGCUGCUCCACCUCCUGAGGAACGUAGUAAAGCCUCAGGAACAGACAGUGGUCUUUGCUGCCACCAAACACCAUGUGGAGUACCUAAAGGAGCUGCUGUCGUCAGAAGGUUUAGAGUGUGCCUACAUCUACAGUGCCCUUGAUCAGACUGCCAGGAAGAUCAACAUUGGGAAAUUUGUGCACCGGAAAGCCAUGGUGCUUCUGGUGACUGAUGUUGCUGCUCGUGGUAUAGACAUCGCCCUGCUGGAUAAUGUCAUCAAUUACAACUUCCCUCCAAGGCCAAACUCUUCUUGCACAGAGUUGGGCGUGUGGGACGAGCGGGCCGAAGUGGCACAGCCUAUAGUCUGAUUUGUCCUGAUGAAAUGCCUUAUGUCUAUGACCUCUACCUCUUCCUAGGGCGACCAGUUCAGUUUGCUUCACCUGAACACACACAAGAUUCAGAAGGUGUGUUUGGUCGAGUCCCUCAGAGGAUCUUGGAUGAUGAAAGUGCUCAUGUGAUCACGUCUCAUGAAAACUCGCUGGACCUGCAAAAUCUGCUCCGUGUCUCAGAGAACGCCUACAAGCAGUACCUCAAGUCGCGGCC
Molecule: messenger RNA, 715 nt
Organism: Oreochromis niloticus (Nile tilapia)
Lineage: Eukaryota; Metazoa; Chordata; Actinopteri; Cichliformes; Cichlidae
Product: ATP-dependent RNA helicase DDX54-like
Exons: 6
Coding region: 1-480 (159 amino acids)
Cellular component (GO): cytosol
Molecular function (GO): RNA helicase activity
Source: RefSeq, a predicted model, not a curated record